Indicator indicator is the source of this 1148-nucleotide messenger RNA. It is a transcript of the gene ERP44, whose product is annotated as endoplasmic reticulum protein 44. NCBI's taxonomy places the organism in Eukaryota, Metazoa, Chordata, Aves, Piciformes, Indicatoridae. The record is from RefSeq and is a predicted model, not a curated record. The transcript is spliced from 10 exons. The coding region runs from base 57 to 1091 and encodes 344 amino acids.
ACAAUGCAGAUGUUGCUUUAGUUAAUUUUUAUGCUGAUUGGUGUCGCUUCAGUCAAAUGCUGCAUCCUAUAUUUGAGGAAGCUUCUAAUGUGAUUAAGGAGGAAUAUCCAGAUAAGAACCAAGUGGUGUUUGCUAGAGUAGACUGUGAUCAGCAUUCGGAUAUAGCUCAGAGAUACAGGAUAAGCAAAUACCCAACUCUGAAACUCUUCCGGAAUGGGAUGAUGAUGAAGAGAGAAUACAGGGGCCAGAGAUCUGUGACAGCAAUAGCAGAUUACAUCAGGCAGCAGAAGAGUAACCCUAUUCGGGAGGUCCAGGAUUUGGAAGAAAUUAGUUCUCUUGAUCGCAGCAGAAGAAAUAUUGUUGGAUACUUUGAGCAAAAGGACUCUGACAAUUACAGAACCUUUGAAAGAGUAGCAAAUAUAUUGCAUGAUGAUUGUGUGUUCCUGUCUGCCUUUGGGGCUAUUUCAAAAGCAGAGAGAUUUAGCGGAGACAAUGUAAUCUACAAGCCACCAGGGGAAAAUGCUCCAGAUAUGGUGUAUUUGGGCUCGCUAACCAAUUUUGAUUUGAUUUAUGCAUGGACACAAGACAAAUGUGUGCCACUAGUCCGAGAAAUUACAUUUGAAAAUGGGGAGGAACUGACAGAAGAAGGCCUUCCUUUUCUCAUACUUUUCCACAUGAAAGAUGACUUGGAGAGUUUAGAGAAAUUCCAGCAGGAGGUUGCACGACAGUUAAUAAGUGAAAAAGGCACAAUAAACUUCCUCCAUGCUGACUGUGAUAAAUUCAGGCACCCACUCCUCCACAUUCAGAAGACUCCAGCAGACUGCCCUGUUAUUGCCAUUGACAGCUUUAGGCACAUGUAUGUCUUCCCAGACUUCAGUGACUUGUCAGUUCCAGGUAAGCUGAAGCAAUUUGUACUAGACUUGCAUUCUGGAAAACUGCAUAGAGAGUUUCAUCAUGGCCCUGAUCCAACUGAUGUAGCACCUGGACAGCCAAUUCAGGAUUUAGCAAGCAGCCCACCAGAGAGCUCAUUCCAGAAACUGGCACCCAGUGAACAUAGGUACACCUUAUUGAGGGAAAAAGAUGAACUUUAAAAACUUGAAAUAAUCUUGCAAGCCUUUCAGACAGCAGCAUUGACUUCUGUGUGGUGG